Saprolegnia diclina VS20 is the source of this 2088-nucleotide messenger RNA. RefSeq lists its product as hypothetical. The transcript is spliced from 2 exons. Bases 119 to 2062 code for a protein of 647 amino acids. The record is from RefSeq and is a predicted model, not a curated record. Lineage: Eukaryota; Oomycota; Saprolegniomycetes; Saprolegniales; Saprolegniaceae.
CUACGAGGCGCUGCUCACGCGCUCGAACCGUCGUUGCUUUGCAUCAACCGACGAUGAAACGUCAAGUCGUUGUGGGCGUUCCAUGACCUCCGUCGAUCAUUUGCCGUACAGCUAAACAAUGGCAGGUGGCUCGUCGGGCAACUCGCGCCGGAGCUCGGCGCCGAUCACCAAGAAAACGCUCGACGCCAAGGCGCAGGCCAGCCUCUGUCUCGUCGUCAGUCGCAUUGGCUCCAACCUCAUUGCGGGCGCCCUCCUCCUCGUCUCGCUCCUCACGCUCGCCGUGCUCUUGACCAAAGGCCUCUUUGACCGCCACGUGGUCAUGACGUCGCCGCAGACCGCCGAGUACUGGUCGCCGCUCGGGCAGUCAUGCACGCUAACGCGGCGCGGGUUUGUCCGCAACAGCUGCUCGGCGAUCGAGGGCAACACGACGUCGCCAGACGCAUGGCGCCGCGUCGGGUCGCUCCUCGCCAUCUCGUGGCUGCCGUCCACGCAGUGGUAUAUCUCGACGUGCGCGGUGGGGCCACGCCACAAGGGCUGGGUCUACGUCGUGCUGCUGGCGUCCUCAACUGAGUUUCCGAGCUGCGUGCCCUCGAACGGUUCGCAGCUCAUUGACGGCAUGGCGAUGCUCACGACAACGAGCACGCUCGAUGCACCGUACAGCGCGUACGAGCUCACGCUCUAUGGCGACACGAUGAACCGGUCGAGCGUCACGGCGGCGACCAACUCGGACGGGACGUCCGUGCGCCUCUUUGCGAAUACAACCCAGUUUCUCAUUGGCGUCAACGGGUCGGUGCCCGCAACGUCGUGGGGUGGCGGCACAUCGGUGAUCGUGUCGGCGCCGCUCGGGCCGCGCUACACGGUCAAGACGACGGACGCCACGUUCUUUGUCGACAUGACAUCGGACCCGCCGUCGACGCCCGGCUGGAGCGUCGGUCGCGUCAACGGCAAGAUCAUCGUGAUCGCCACGUCAGCAGCGUCGGUCGUUGCAAAUUACAUGGACAUUGUCAUCUUCCAAGGCGUCGUCACGGGCCUCUCGCUUCUCUUUUUAAGCGGCGACGUCAUCAUGACGUACAAGGGCCUCGCCGGUGUCCUUCGCCGUCAGCCGGUGUUGACAUACGACCUUUUGCUUGGCCUUGAGCGGCGCAAGCUCGUCUUGGUGCUAUGGUCGCUCAACGCCGCGCCGUCGCUGCUGUACGCCGACGUCGCCCGCGUCUACUAUGGCACGGCCAACGGCGACGAGAUCUGGCUUCUCUCGCUCGUGCUCCUCGGCAAUCUUAUGACGUUUGUGGCGCUGCUGGGGAUCACUGUGUUGCAGUACAUCCCGUCGCCGUUCAAGCACGUACUGCCCUUCUCAACCCCCGUCUUUCUCUUUGGCACGACAGUUGGUGUCGUAUUGAGUUGCAAUAUGCGCUACACGGAUGUCAGCAACGCGUUCCUGGAAGGCCCGUGGAGCCUCGGGCUCAAUAUCAACGGCACGGACCGACCGUCGGGCGCGUAUACGGCCGAAGCCGUCACGUCCGUGGGCGCGCUCUUGCUGCCGUCCAUGCUGCUCCCGACUGCCAUCGCCUUUGGUGUCGCUAUCGUCUAUGGCCUUGUGCAGCGCUAUCAGUCGUGUCGCAAGUGGCUCAUUCCGAUGGCGUGGACGGCCAACAACAGCUUCUUGCGCGGACGGCGCCUGCCACACUAUUUGACAAGCUUGCCGCUCGGGCCUGAGACGACGAUCCGUCUCGGACACAAGUCGUUUCUAAAGCCGAGUGUGCAGGCCGUCAUGGGGUAUGCGUCGGUUGUCGAAGCCAUCGACGGGCAUCAAAGCGGCGCCUUCUCCAAGCGCAGCAGCAACACGAGCGUCGUACCGUCGACCAACGGCACCCGGAAAGCAUCGGAAGCCACGUCGAUCACCGUCAUCAUCAGCACGUACGCGCUCGUGCCCGUGCUCCUCGGCUGGAUUCGGCCACGUCCACUUGGUGCGAUUGUAGCCAACGCGUUCUUGAGCGCCAAAGUCACCGCCACAAGCACAGAGCACAAAACGUUCGUGUACAGUCGUGGCGCAUGCGUCACCUAAGGAAUUUAUACACAAGUGUAUACCCA